AUGGCGUUGGCAGUGCUACAGGCCGCGCAGGAGUUUGCGUUCUUAUCGCCGUCGUUCGAUCAGCAGAUCACACCAGGACAAGCCGUGACGGUCUUCCAAGGGCCGGAUAGCAGUGACGGGUACGAGACGCAGAUCCUUGCUGCGAACGCAACCCAAGACACGAACACCGUAGAAUGGAUAGCGAGCUCGGCGCCCGGCAAUGAUUUCAGCAUACCGUUUCUGUUCCGGUUGCAAAAGGGUGACCUGCCGAACGAUUGUGCGCUUUGUACUUCGAUAAGCUCUGCGUUCCAGGUGGUAGAUCCGAACGCUUCAGUCCCAGAUACAACAAGCCCGUCGGGGACGCCUACUGAGACGGCCGAGAUGAUGCCCACUGCUACAACGCCCAUCGCUGAAGCAACGACCAGCCCAAGCACCGACUCUGCUAGCGAUAGCACGAUGGCAAUGGCGACAAGCACGGAAGAAGGCUCAUCAGCUACAUCAGCCACAGAGUCAACGGCAACACCAACAGAAUCAAGCACAGAUACAGCCGCCGCAGCUACCGCCACAUCAUCCUCAGAGUCCACAGCGGCACCCAUGAAAUCAACCCCAGCAUCCGAAUCAACCCCAGCAGCCACCUCCUCCUCCACCUCCCCCACCGCCGCCGGCGCAAGCGCCAUCCCCACCUCAUCCACAGAAUUCCAAAACGUAACCGAACAAAACUGGCAAGCGCCCUCGAAAGAAACCCUAGCCCUGGGUCUCGGGAUCGGAAUCCCCAUCGGCCUCUCCGCCAUCGGCAUGAUCGCCUUCCUCCUAUGGGAUGAGAAGCGCAAGCAGAAACAGCAUCGGGCGAGGUGGGAUGUGAUGAACAGCGACGAGGAGAAGUAG
Molecule: messenger RNA, 864 nt
Organism: Fulvia fulva
Lineage: Eukaryota; Fungi; Ascomycota; Dothideomycetes; Mycosphaerellales; Mycosphaerellaceae
Exons: 4
Coding region: 1-864 (287 amino acids)
Source: RefSeq, a predicted model, not a curated record